Paramacrobiotus metropolitanus is the source of this 886-nucleotide messenger RNA. RefSeq lists its product as uncharacterized. The transcript has 2 exons. The record is from RefSeq and is a predicted model, not a curated record. Lineage: Eukaryota; Metazoa; Tardigrada; Eutardigrada; Parachela; Macrobiotidae. The coding region runs from base 297 to 764 and encodes 155 amino acids. Gene Ontology annotation, molecular function: protein binding.
ACGAUAUUUUUAUUAUUAAUUUUUGAAUCAAAAAUUUGAUUACCAAGUUUUCUUAAAUUCACCCCUGGCUACCUUUUGCUUUUCUUCCCAUGAUUUUCUAUGGAAAAAUUAUUUUGCCGUCAAGGAAUGACUGAGUGCCAAUACUUAGGAUCGUGAGCUGCUCGGAAUCCAUAAACGACUGAUUGAUUUGGAAACGGAGCUCCGCGAUGUGACUGUGUGGGUUCUCCAACGUGAUGCAGCCUACAGCGACGACCCACAAGCAUUCCAACCCCACCGCUGCGUCCCCCUGAUACACCAUGAGCCUAUCGAUUCGUCUGCAGUUUCCCGACGGGCGGUCGGAGGUGGUGGCGGUGGAUGGGACGACGACGGUGGCCGCGUUGUACGAUGAACAUGUGGCGGCGCACAUUAGCCCCGGACAGACCGGUCAGCUUCUCUACAUGGGCCGCGUCCUGGCCCCGCCCACGUCCCGUCUGGCCGAUCACGGCAUCCACGCCGACACCGUGGUGCAGGUGUUCCUCCGCCGCCCACAGCCCACCCCCGACAGCGACCCCGGGGCGGUGGAUCCCAACUACGUGCCGCCGGGUCUCGGGCACGGAUUGAUGGUCAUGGGGGGUUUCGCGCUGCUCGCCGGGUGGAUGUACUUGUUCUUCGCCGGCGAGGAGAACGAGGAUGAUGAAUGGGAACUCAACGUCCCGGCCUGUCUGUGCCUGGCCAUACUGUCCGUGACCUUUCUGCUCAUUGGCAAAGCCGCGCGAAUAUUCUGAAUAAUGCGUACUUUGAGAUGCUGUAAAAUAUUUGUUUAAAUUGGUCGGAGAUUUUUUUAUUGACUAUUGUGGAUUUUAUUAGUGAUGCGGGAAAAACAACACAAAUAAAUGGAAGGUGGUGC